This is a messenger RNA of Megalobrama amblycephala (Wuchang bream), 4978 nucleotides long. Its product is annotated as fidgetin. The transcript has 3 exons. The coding region runs from base 361 to 1596 and encodes 411 amino acids. The record is from RefSeq and is a predicted model, not a curated record. Lineage: Eukaryota; Metazoa; Chordata; Actinopteri; Cypriniformes; Xenocyprididae.
CUCAGUUGGAGUCUGGAAGAGCGCAUGCGCAGUAAGAGAUGAAGCUUCUCCGCUUUUUUUCGGCAGCUGGCGUGAGGUUCUGGAAUUCCAACAUGGCAGUAGAUGUGGUCAGUGAUUCUGUGGUGGUCAGUCUCUCCAGCCCUGACUUGGAAGCAUUCCAGAACAUCACCGACUCGGAGUAACCCCCAUCCCCUCUCAGCAGCACGGCUGGACGCUGUCGCCGUUCUCAGGCGCUGAACAGUUUGGGGUUCCUGUCCGCUCAAAACACUGUUUGCAUGCGGUGUCAUUCAACUUACUGAAAAACACUUUCUCUACAAGUGAACCUUUCACUCCUUUCUGUCUUUCUCCCUCACCUUGCUGAUGUCAAGCAAUAUGAUCAGCGGUGUAUAUGGCGUGACCAUGCAGUGGAGCCCCGAGCAGUCGCAGUGGGCAGAGCAACACUAUGACAUCACCUCCACCACUCGUUCACCAGGGCAUAAGAUCGAAGCACUUAGGGAUCCAAGGCUAACAGGUUCGACCUCAGCUGCAGCGUACCAACAUUCAUGGGCAAACGAUGACAUUUCAGCUCUGACCGCUUCUAACUUGCUCAAGCGAUAUGCAGAGAGAUAUUCUGCCAUUCUGGAUCUACCCUGUGAGAGUGGACUUAUGGGAUAUCCAGACACAGCCAUCUCUGUUAGCAUUAGGGGGCCCAGUGUUGUGAAUAAUGGUCCCCCCCUUCUUAAUGGACGGAAGGUGGAGGCAGAGCCCUGGCUGGAGAGCAUCUACCCUCCGUUGGGUUGUGUGCCCGAACUUCUUCCCAAAGCACCGCUCAGUGUGUCGGAUGUGUCCGUCAGUGCGUGUAACUCACCAGUUAUAGGCAGCGGGAGUCUUCCGGAACCUUGUUUCUCCAGCAGCAGCUGUAACAGUCAGUCCGGGAAUCAGGAAUACAGCAGCACUCCCUACAGCGCUCCCUUCCUGCAGCCUGUAGGAACUUACGGUGGCUCUCUUUUCCACCCUACCCCUUCCCAUGCCAGUUUGGUGUCAACCUACAGUGCUAACACCUCACAAAACCUAUCUGCAUACAGUUACCCAAAUCCCCGUUACUCCUCACAAGGCGUUCUUCCUGCUGGCUACAGUCCUCCCCCUCCUCCCUCAGCAUACCUGCCCUCAGGUAUAACUCCUCCUAACCCUCUUCCAGCUGUGGGAUACUCAUAUCCAACCACCAGAAUGGGAGGUAGUGUCUCUGAAAGUGAUGCCCCAAGUGCUAACAACCUUUCAAAGUCAUAUUAUCCAUCAACUCAGAGCGAGAUUGGAGUGUUUGAGGAGUUUGAUUUUGGCGGCAACUCUAAUUCAGACUCCAGGUCCGAAGGCAGCCCUCUCUACAGAGCAUCAGGAGAUGAAACGGUGGACAAGCAAAAUGGGUUCAGCCAAUCAACGGAUGUAACAUCUUCAUCUUUCAAGCCAGCUAAUCACGGCGACUCUUUAAGAAGCCUGGAGACUCUCACAGUAGCCAUGAGCGGACGGAACAACGGUACAUCCGGACAGCACUUCCCAUCUACCUCGAAUUCUGUUGUCACUUCUCACCAACAUCUCUGCCUUGAUGCAAACACACCCUGAGAGAUGUGCUCACGCUCAACCAGCAAUGCUUGAGUUGAUGAAGUGUGAGUGCUUCCCCAUAGUGGAUCGGAGGUAGUAAGGAGGGACUUGCUUAAAGCCAUUGUGUGCAGGGGCAUGAAAAUACAGCUGCAUCAUGGGGAAUUCUGUCCUGGAAGUCUCUUGGUAUGCAGUUCGAGCUACAGGACAGGAGAAGUUUAGUUUCUCCUUUCUGGAAAGAGGACAAUGAUGUUUAUGCCCCUCCUAGCCAAGCCUAACCGGUCAUUGCGAGACAAUGACCUCCUCACUCUGCUGGAACAGACAGACCAGUAUAUCCUCCAUGAUGGACACGUAUAUCUGAGAGGGAUGGAAAUAGUUCACUCCUCUUUUCCGAGAGAUAGGAGAGUACAUCAAGGGAAUUUAUAUGUCUAAUGGAUGUGUUGUGGCUGCCAUGGAGACAAGGAGUCACGGUAACAGAUGUGGUGGUUGGACACUAGCUAUGGUUGACCAUAUUGCCAUGGUGUACAUUCUGUGUGUGCGUGUGUUUUUGGCCUUGUAAUGGUUAUUUAUGUGGUGAGCUUUAAUUGUAAAUCCUGUUGCCCCUUUUCCACAGGAGAAUUGACAAAUCCUGGUUGUUUAAAGAAUCCAUGUGUGUGAGUGUGGGAGAUAAAUAAAACCUCAGGAAAGUGUCUGUCAGAUAAAUGGCGUAUGCCUGUAUGUGUAACGGAAGAAGAAGAGGGCGUUUUCACAUACCGUCCUUAGGAAAACCCCCCAAUUCAAUCGACUUGAACCAGGUGGUCUGUUGAUCAGUUUGUGUGCUCUUUUACAGCAUUUUAAGAGAGUAUACAGAUCUGUUGCUAGACGUCUCUGUAGAACGGGAUUAUUCUACGAAACAUUAUGCAAAAAGUUUUUGCAGUUCUGUAGGUUGUUAAAGCUGCUGUGUGUAAUUUUUUCGAUGAGAAAUUAUGUUCUCCUUUUCUAGGCUAAUAUGCGGAGAAAAAUGUUGACUUCCCAAAAAAGUAAACACUGUGGCUCUGUGGUGCUUUGUUUGAGUGGCACAACCUACCAACACUGGCUUAACCAUUGGUGUGAAGUUGGGGCGGGACUUCCUUUUUGUCCGACCAAUGGAAGAUGGAGGGAAAUGUUUGAUUUUAAACAGUCUUUAUUUUUCUAAUUCCAUUUGAUGACUUUAGGGGCUAACAAAAUUACAAACUGCAGCUUUAAAUUUUUGCUUUAAAAUGUUUAGUAAAUAUCAGUAAUUAUCAGUCAUUGAGUUAUAUUGUGCUGUUCUGUCUAUUCCACCAAUUUCUGCUGUUGUCACAAAAAAAUGUUGCAGGCUAUCUUGAAAAAGAAGCAUAUUGAGUGAAACAUUACUGCAGACAUAAAAAACAAAAUGGAAUUCAGACAAUUCAGGCUACUUCCUGAGAUGGUCUCGGCCUGCUUGGCUACCAAAAAUAAAACAUUGCCUUAAGGGCCAAGUGUGAAAAUGCUCAGCGAGAAGGAGACCACAUAAUUUUGCGUGUUUGUCUUCACUUAAGGUUUUGUGCGUUUUUAAUAAUAGUGUUGAGUUUACUUUAUCCCAAGCACUGGAAAUAGGUUUGGCUGACCUCACUACAGAUCUUUCUGUUUACUUCCUUUCCCUUCUUUAUGAACCCCACCAAAGGGAAUUGAGAUAUUAUACUUAUUUAUGAAAGUCAAUCACCAAAGCAGCAAUGUGGGAGCCAAAUCACAAGGAGAUGUUCAGCCAAAAUGACUCCCUCUGUGUGAAUACAUUUUAUUUCUGUGCAGUUUCAAUUCAGGAGGGUGAAUUGGCUUCAUUCCAAGAAACAAAUAGAAGGAAUUCCUUGAAAAGGCUGCUUUAAGAUCUACCAGGUCAAAAUUGAAUUGUGAAUUGAACCAAAUUAAAUUUCCUUAGCUAAACUGAAUGAAACAGACCUCAGUCAUGAUGAUGAAUCUCGCUCUGCAAUGGGGCACGUCACUGUUUUGUUUCUGUGGUAUUAUUAUGUGUCUGUUCAUUACUUUCCUGUUGAUCGCAAACUUUAAAACUAAAAUUAUGUAAGUUAUUGUAUAAGAUUUCAGUGAUGAGGACAUACACCAGUAUACUUCUCCAUACACAUAGAUGAAAGCACAGGCAUUUUUUCCAACUUUUUUUCAACUGUUUACCAAAAGUGCCAUUUAUAUUUCUUUAUUUUUAAAGAGAAAUGUUUUCUUCCACAUCAUGUUUUAUAUAUUGCUGUCAUUUGAAGAGAUUAGCACUGUUUUAUCCUGGUUACAGCUUUUCCAUUUGUGUUUUGAUCAUUUUGAAAAUUAGGCAAUGUUGAAUUAUCAAUAUUACAUCAUUUCCUGAUCUAACCAUCUGUCAUCUUAUUAAAAGGUUUGUUUGGUAUUAAAAGUAAGGCACUAAGUAACUUGUUUGGCUUUUUUCCUUGCAUACUUCUAAAUUGAAAAAUUCAAUAGUCUGUAGCAUUCUAUGCACAACUCUUCCUAAACCUAGUGAGUAAAUGGACUAUUGCACCCAAUAUUUUUUGUGUUUUGUAUUUUUGUGCUCAUUAGAGUAACAGGUUGUUAGCUACAUGCUAACAUGAUUUGGAAUCAACUGUUGAGUUAGUUGGGUCUCUCAUGCUCUUUGCAUGAGUAGACUAAUAUUUGUGUGGCAUGUAAGUGACCCUUUUCAUUGAAAAAUAUUUCAAAGCAGUCAUUUAUGAGGUUCCAUAAUAAUUAGGAUGUUGCCUAUGUAGUCUGCUCACUAGGUUUUGGAACAGAGCUCUUGACAAACCUUUCACUACUCUCCAACAAAAGAUUCAUCCUUCUAAGAUGUACCUAAACCCCUCUUAUACUUUGGGAGGAUUUUUUGUUGUUGUUGGAACUAGGAAAAGAGUGUGACUGCAGAAUGUACUGUACCAAGUGAUGUAACUAAACUGAAGUAAUGGGUCAUCAAAUACUCCUUGCAGACAGCAACUGUACAUCAUAAGCAUAUCAUAAAGUUCAUUGCCACUUUUACAACCAUAAACAAAAACCCCAGGCCAGAAACCUCUGAAAUCCUGUAGUGUUUGCAGUAAUGGUGCACUUGCAGUUGUUUUGUUAUACACCAAGACUUUGGACAGCUGUGUUUGGUAUUUUUGAGUGCUGGAAUUGGUGUUAAAGGUGCAUUAAAACCGCACAUGAUGUUUCACUGUGUAAACACCACAUUUAGUGGUUGGUCACUCUUUUCUGCAUUUCAAAAUAUGACAUUUUACAGCGUGUGUUCUCAAUAUAUAAAAUACAGUUACGUUAGAACAAAGUUGUGAGUUUACUGCAGUCAAACAGAGAGAGUGUGUUGCCAUAUUCUCAAUCGACUCUAUUGUGAUUGUUUUCAUGACUUUUGGAGUAUUGUAAACAAUUUCCUAAUUAAAUAUGUUUAUCUUAA